UGUGGCUCUCCCACAGGUAAGAGGAGGCCCACAGUUGCAAGGUUACUGAUAAACUGUGGCGCAGAGAGACAGAAGGAUCCAGGGUUAAAGCUUAUUUUAAUGCUGUUUUGUGGCUCCACGCUGUGAUAACGGAGAGAUGAGACUCACACCUGGCUGCCGCUGAACACCUGAAGCCUCCGUCAUGAAUUUUACAGACGAGCAACAGCUUGUCAAUUUCCUGCUGCUACAUAUGAACAAGGACAAAACCCGGCAUCUAUAGACCGCGGGGCGUCAACAUGCUAGAAAGGGGCUUCAGCAAGGGCGAUCAAAGGCAGGGAACGCCAAAUGGUGAGAAACCAGCGGACGGCAGGAGAUGUCGGUGGUCGCAGCGCCACUUCUUCUUCAUUAUUCUGGUGUUUGGGGCAAUUUUCUUUUUCUAUAGCACAGACAUGAAUACAAUAGCACCCAACUGGAACCCCAAAUUGUGGAUGCAAAAUUCCUCGCCAACAUGGUGGAGUCGAUUUAAAGGUGAAAAUGAAGUCUCACAGAUCAACGUUGAUACCAGUGGUAGCAGAUCUGCAGCUGAGCCAGUUGAUGCUGCUGCUGCCAGUUUAUCCACAUCAACACAGGAGGCAAACACGACUGCACAAAGCCUCAUUUCUGCUGCAUCAGUGGUGCCAAUACCGAUUCCUUACGUUUCUCCUGGACCCUACGUGGUGGAGUACCCUUACGAGUACCACUUCACCAUAAAUGAGCCUCAGAAAUGCGAGCAGGAGAAGCCGUUCGUGGUCCUCAUGGUUCCCGUGGCGCCUCUCAACCGGCAGCACCGAGACGUCAUCCGGAGCACGUGGGGAAGCGAGAGCUCGGUGUCCGGCCAAGCGGUCAGGCUGUUUUUUAUUUUGGGGCUGCAGGCCGGAGACGAGCAGCUAAAGGAUCAGCUGCUGCAGGAGAGCAAAGAGCAUCACGACCUGCUCCAGGCCGACUUCCUCGACUGCUACAAGAACCUCACCAUCAAGACCAUGGUGACGCUGGAGUGGCUGAACGCUCACUGCUCCGGCGCCUCGUAUGCCAUGAAGGUCGACUCGGAUGUGUUUCUAAAUGUGCCCAAGCUGGUCAGCAUGCUCCUGAACGCUCCAACGACCAACUACAUGACCGGACUGGUGGCGGUAGGAGCUCAAGUCCUGAGAGAUCCUUCAUCCAAGUGGUUCCUCCCUCAGGAGCUUUACCCUCAGUCCAACUAUCCUCCCUAUGCUCUGGGUCUGGGCUACGUUUUGUCUUUGGACCUCCCUAAGAAGCUGAUAGAAGCUUCCAGGCAUGUGAAACCUGUUUACAUUGAAGAUGUGUUUUUGGGAUUGUGCAUGCAGCACCUGGGCAUCUCUCCGACCAGCUCGCCCAACUGGAACGACUUCAAUGUGUUUCCUGUGCCAUACAGCCGCUGUGCUUAUUCUAAGAUAGUGGCGACCACUACUCAUCCGGGCACUGAUCUAGUUUGGGUUUGGAAUGACUUUAAGAAACCGGGGCCAUACUGCUGAAAAACCACUUAAUUUAAAGAAGUAAUAUAUUAAAAAGAACCAUGGCUGAAUUUUCUCAGCACUGCUUACCUCAUUUAUACUAUUUUUGUAUGAUGUUUACCUUUAUGGUUGUAGGAAAUAUCUGUUUCCUGCCUCCUUUUAAAUUUGAAAUGUUAAACAGAACACAAAGCGGAUGGUUUUCUGUCACACUUUUUGCAGUAGGGAACAAAAAUAAAUAUUAUUCCAGCCAUCAAAUGCAAUUUAUUGUUUUAUUACAGCUGCUGAGUAAAGUGCAAACUACAACAUCACUUUUAAGGGAACUUUUGUUUUUCCACUUUUUGCUGUCAAAACACAUAAUCAGUGGAUUAGGUGUCAACAAUUAAACUAAAUGCCAACUAUUUUUAUUAUCAAUUGGGUUUUUUUAAAAAGGAAAAGAUCUAAAAUCUCACUUUCGGCUUUUAAAUGUGAAUAGUAACCAUUUUUAAAAUUCCUCUAUGAUAAUAAAUUAAAUAUUGUUGGGUUGCACACAACACAAAACGUUUUAUUACGUCAUCAUGGGCUUUAGGAAACAGUGAUAAACCUUUCUCACCAUUUUCCGACAUCUUAUCAACCAAACAACAAAUGAUUAAUUGAGAAAAUAAGUGACAGAUUCCUCGACAAAGGAAAUAGCACAUUGAAAACGUUAAAGAUGAGAUGCUACAUGCAUAAAUGUAGUUUUCACAUACAUCGCUCAAUUUUGAGAUUAAAUUUUGCAUUUUUCUUCCAGACUAGUAGAAAGCAACCCAGUUAGGUGUUUAUUUCACAACAUGUUGUGUAUUUGUGUCUGUGGAGUUCAGUUACAGUACACCAUUUUAAUAUGUUUAAUUGAGCUUUGGUCAUACUCUAAACCAAAAAUCGCCACUUUAGUUGCACUUAAAUACACACCAGAGUUUCCUGUUUUAUUCCGUUCUGAAUCCUAAGCAUAAAAUAUGGCUUAGAAUCAUCGAGAAAAUGUAUUUUUAUCUUGCUGUGGACGGUAUUUUCUGAUUUAUGGCAUGAUAAAAAUAGAUAUCUUUGUGAGAACCUUUGACCCUAAUGUCUGAAGCUGGCUUUAUCCAGUGUUCAAAUACCCUUUUUGGGAAUUUAUGCAAAUCACAGCACUUUUAGACAGACACUUGCAUAUUUUCAAGUAAAAUUUCAGAAAACUUGUGACAAAAAAUCUUUCUCUUAAUGUAUGUAGUCAGUUGUGGAAGCUUUAUUUUAAUAUCUUAAAAUUAAAUUCUUUAAAGUGUUCACCAGUAGUGCCCCCUCUUAAAUGAAACUUUACUGUUUGAAUGGAGCAAUACUUUAACUGCAUUUAUAGACCACACAACUGAUUCAACAAUCAAGACAGUAAUGGACAGAUUAACGGAGUUCCACCCUGAGUCAGUAAUAACAGAUACAUUUCUAGAGGACUGUAUUUAGCUUUUAUUCCUUAUUUUUCCAAUUAAUAAGAGUAUAAAUAAUUUGAAGAGAUAUAAAGAAGCCGCUGCUGCCUGUUUUAAGCACUUGUUUGUGUUUCUGUUUUGUUUUCUGGUGGUUGGCAUCAAGAACCUUUGUUUUUCUCAGAUUAUGUGGUUAAAGUGAUUGUUUUUGGUACUAAUGUCUUAUUAAGAGAAGCCAAACUCAAUUUGACUUCCUUGUAGUUACACCACUGAUGUCGAAAUUGCAGUUUUUUUUCUAAAAUAGAGGAUUACUCACUGGAAGCUGAGAGGAUAAAAUAUCUUUUCCUCUCAUUGUUCACUAUAAAUGGGAAUUUAUGAGUUUCUCAGGCCAGGAGUUGGAUGAGUUUCAUUCAAAGUAAUGUCACAAAUAAAAAUGCAGUCACACCCUGCUGUAA
This is a messenger RNA of Amphiprion ocellaris (clown anemonefish), 3348 nucleotides long. RefSeq names its product beta-1,3-galactosyltransferase 1. Gene Ontology annotation, cellular component: membrane. Bases 276 to 1511 code for a protein of 411 amino acids. The record is from RefSeq and is a predicted model, not a curated record. NCBI's taxonomy places the organism in Eukaryota, Metazoa, Chordata, Actinopteri, Pomacentridae. Gene Ontology annotation, molecular function: N-acetyl-beta-D-glucosaminide beta-(1,3)-galactosyltransferase activity. The transcript is spliced from 2 exons.